Parnassius mnemosyne (clouded apollo) is the source of this 246-nucleotide messenger RNA. The record is from the annotation of a GenBank genome assembly. NCBI's taxonomy places the organism in Eukaryota, Metazoa, Arthropoda, Insecta, Lepidoptera, Papilionidae.
AUGGCUUCUGAACGGGUGUUAGCUUACUAUAACCCCGAGCUGACGACGAUGGUUACAGCAGACGCGGGUCCUGAGGGCUUAGGCGCUGUGCUGUCGCAAGUACAAGGGAAUGGCGAGGAACGCGUCAUUGCCUAUGCAUCACGUUCACUUUCGAAAGCAGAGUGUAAUUACGCACAGAUUCAAAAAGAAGCUGCGGCCCUUGUUUUCGCGGUGAAAAAAUUUUCACUAUUUUUUAUGGUAGAAUGA